UCCUGAUGCACGUCCAGGCCGCCAUUGCUGCUGCUGCUGCUGUUGUUUGGCGACUUGCCCGUCACCACUAACGGCCGAUUUACAAGACCCUUUUUUUCACGAAUUGCACGGCCGCCCUCCCUGCCCAUACCCCUACUGCUACUGUUCCUGUCUGUUACUCUGCUGCCCCGUCCGCCCGACUACACACCACCAUCGCCUCCACCUCCACCUCUGCCACCACCUCUACCACCACCACAACCACCACCACCACCUGCUCACCAGUGCCAGCCGGUCUUGCACCCCCCGAGCCACCGCUCCAUCCCCACCCCUCACAUCUCCACGCCCUCGCUCCUGUCCCUCCGUGACUACGCCCUCGACCGCCCUCGGGCUUCCCCCCCUCAUGGCCCUCCUCAAGAGCGACCGACCCGCGCGCGACGCCAAAUCCCCCGCACCCCACUCCUCGCCCCUUGCCCGGGUCAUGUGUGAGUUCGAGGAGCUCGUCGACAGUUUCGAGGCUGGCUUGCUACGCUCGCUCGCCGACGGCCAAGACGGCACCGUUGCCGACACAUUACAUCUCAAGGACGCCUCGAGCGACCGCGUCCGCCGUGAGGCCUGCCGGCUGGCCAUUUCCCAUCUGAGCAACAAGUACACCCCCACCUACAUCCGCCGCUCCCUCGACGCCGCCGAACUCGAGGGGAAACGAGUCGAGGACCAACUGCAGUCCCUCUCUCUCAAUGGCACCCUAGACGCCGACACCGAUGCCGAUGCCGAUGCCGACGACGGCAGCCGCCUGGGCUCCCUAUACAAUGGCUACUUCCGCCUCUACUCGACAGAGCUCUUUGACCUUCUGGGCCAGCCCGCCUAUCUGCGCUUCGGUACUCUGCGCUUUCACAACAACUCGCCCGCCCAACACACCCACACAGCCUCGCAAGACCAGUCGCAGCCGUCCAGGGUCUCGGUUGAGCUUGCCCUCAACGAUUCCUUCUUCGUCGCCGACUCGGAGGAGACGCUGCCCUACCACACAUUCCGUCUCCCCACCGGGCCCUCUCUCCAAAAUCGCGGCAUACUCAGCAGAAAGCCCGAGGACAACGGUGCCUUGCCCCAGUACGACUCUUGGUUGCUUUUUACCUUUCUCGGCAACGGCUGCAUCAAGCUCGAGGUGCCCAUUGAAAUGUGCGCAGAUAUAUACCGCGGCCGUCUGCAAGGAUGCGAAAACGAAGAGGUCCUCUUUUGGGGCUUCUUCGUUGAUGAUGACGACGAUGAGUAGCAUUGGCGUUGGCUGGAGUUGGGGUCAACAAGGCUUUGGUAUUGGAGUUGGGCGCAACAGGACUGACCACAUCGGCCGCUACACCGGGUGCUUGGAUAUGCAUUCACGAUUGACGAAUUUCCUUUGAUUACAUUCUUAACCUUCUCCCACGCUCCUCCUGCGGGCUAUCCUUAUUUUUUUUAAACCCCCCACACGUCAUUCAUUGGUAUCCUUGUUUCUAUUUUCAUUUUGGACUCUAGGGCGGCAUCUGUGCAUAGCAUUUUUACAUUAUAUCAAAAGGCGGAAAACGGGCUAGAUGAUAGAGCGCGUGAACGCGACACAAGCAUUUGGUACCUCGAUAAUACAGACUGAUGAUCGAAUCACAUGCGCCGG
Messenger RNA from Bipolaris maydis ATCC 48331, 1618 nucleotides. RefSeq lists its product as uncharacterized. The record is from RefSeq and is a predicted model, not a curated record. Lineage: Eukaryota; Fungi; Ascomycota; Dothideomycetes; Pleosporales; Pleosporaceae.